AUGAAGCUCGCUCUCACUCUCUCGGCUGUGCUAGGCGUCCUCUCCACGCGUGUAGAAUGCUUCGUGUCUAGUGGAGGUUCUUCCCUCGCGUGCGGUGCCCGCUCAAACAAGCUAGCAACGAACGGCGCCUUCGUGCAGCCCAUACCGAGCCGAUGCGUGGCAACCGCGGAGAGGAGGAGGAGGAGCGGCGACCUGGGCAUGUCCACGGUAGUCGUCCCCUCGGACUUCAAGCUCCCCAUAGGCAUCGCCGCGUUCGGGCUGGCCAUCACGGGGCUCGGCAACGUCGGGGCGGGAUUCCCCGUCAGCGUCGUGGGGCUGUUGCUUGCCUUCCAGGCGACGAGGGUCAAGUUCGAGUUUGAUGAUGUGGCGAUGGAGGUGAAGAUAGGCGAGACGCCGGACGAGCUGGAGAGCUCGGGCGAGAACGCCUUUGUUGGGGGAGAGUCGCGUUGGAACUACGACACGUGGACGAACUGGGAGGUCUACCCCAGCGAGAAGCUGCCCAUCCUCAUGUACUUCAAGGAGACGCAGACCAAGCCGGAGGGACAAAUUCAUUUCUUCCCUUUCAUCAUGGAACCCGACGUACUUUUGCAAGAAGUACGGGCACGCGUGCCGCAAGUCGUCAAGUAAGCCGACACAAUCUACCAAUCGCCGAAGGCCGUUACUCCAUCGGCACUCGAUUGAGACAAGAGUAGAUCGGAAGGCUUUCGGUGCCAAUUGGCCUGUCGCUCAUGGAAGCCGACGGCAGCAAAACCUGCCACUAAAGUUGACGUGAGACUGUUUUUUUUUGCCACGAGCUUGUAGAUGGAGAAUGUUUUAGAAGUCGAGGGUCGGCACGUUUUGUCUCUUGUCUCCGCAGUUGGUCUGAGAUGCCGGUGGGGCGGCAUACGUUCUGAAUUGUUUUAGAUCAUUCGUAGACUACGAAUUUGUCGCGUUUCCAAGACGCCGUGAACCGUUGCGACCACUGUUGUCAUCGAAUAACAGACAGGCAGCAAACGUAGGGUGACCCUGAAUGACUCCUGCCUGGCAUGUAACUGGGUGAUAGAUUUAGAUUUUAAAAGUUCCAGCGUGUCCAUGGUGACAGGAAAGCACGACGUGACCGAAGCAUGUAUUGAGAGAACCGGGGGCUUGUGAGGUUUGCUGAACUGGUUUGACUGUAAAUUUCACCGUUCAUUCUGAGAAACAUGAAAAUCGUUGUGAAGGUGGAAAGAGACUUCGUGGCACGUUUGGUGCACCGAACCUACCGGGGUUGUUACACCGGCGUUCUUGCGACGGGUCGUUGAGAGUCGUGAGUGCAUGGUAGAGGGCAUACGAGCUUAACCGCCCGUACAGCAGUUUGUUUUGUGAAAAGUAUAAGCUCGGUCAAGACAACAGCCAGCGGCUGAGCAGUUCCGCUGCUACCCUCGUUUGUAGCAUUGUCUGUCUCGGCGGAGGUUGUGGAUCGAAUCUCUCCGGAGGGAAAAAAAAACGCGAAUUAGAGGUGAGGAGCGCAUAGGUCGUAUGUGCA
Molecule: messenger RNA, 1504 nt
Organism: Ectocarpus siliculosus
Lineage: Eukaryota; Phaeophyceae; Ectocarpales; Ectocarpaceae
Source: the annotation of a GenBank genome assembly